Lotus japonicus is the source of this 456-nucleotide messenger RNA. RefSeq lists its product as uncharacterized. Bases 1 to 456 code for a protein of 151 amino acids. The transcript has 3 exons. NCBI's taxonomy places the organism in Eukaryota, Viridiplantae, Streptophyta, Magnoliopsida, Fabales, Fabaceae. The record is from RefSeq and is a predicted model, not a curated record.
AUGGUUGGCCUUUUCAAUUUUGUCAUCGCUGCUGUCAUUGCAUUCGUCGUCGUCGUCGUCGCCGCCGCUGCCACCACCACCAUCGCUGCUACAACCACCAACUUCGUCACCGCCACCACCGCCAAAAUCACCUUCACCUCUUUCCCACCCACCACUCCUCCACCUCCACCGCCAUUGCCACCAUCGCCACCACAACCAACUUCCACGAUCAUCUCAUUAGUUGGUGGUCGUAGUGGUGGUGGAAGCGACAAAGGCGGCGGUGACGAUGGUAGUGGCAGUGGCGGCGAUGGCGACAAAGACGACGAUGGUCGUGAAUACGGUGAUGGUGGUGGUUGUGGUGAAGUUGGUGGUGGAGGCGAUGAUGGCAUUGGUAGAAGUGAUGGUGGUGGUGGCGACAACGACGGUGAUGAUGGAUGCAAUAGUGUUGGUGGUGGCAGUGAUGGUGCAAAAGGGUGA